AUGCUUCCCCCAGUCCCAGCUCUAGCCGACUAUGGAAUUUCUCCAAGUCAUGGCUUUCUUCCGUCCGAGAUCCCUCUGGAUAUCUUGCCAGACCCUUACUACACAAAAUGGGAAUGGACGGUGCUGAACAUGCAGUCCCUGCUCCUAAGUAGGAGAAUUCGUGAGGUGGUAGACCGCAUGCCGAUGCUGUCUACUGCUUAUCUAGCCUCGGAGAGCGAGUGGAGGCGGGCGUAUGUUGUGUUGGGCUUCAUUCUGCAUGGAUAUGUCUGGGGUGGCAACAAGCCGGCCGAGAAAAUUCCGCCCCAGCUUACAGUGCCCCUCUUCGAAGUAUGCGAACACCUUGAACUCCCUCCCGUGGCAACAUAUGCCGGGGUAUGCCUCUGGAACUACAAGCCCAUCUUCCCGGACGAGCCGCUGGACGACCUUCACAACCUGGCUUGUGUGAAUUCAUUUACUGGUUCCUUGGAUGAACAAUGGUUCUACUUGAUAUCUGUGGCUAUUGAGGCUCGCGGUGGUCCAGCCAUCCCGUUGAUGCUGCAAGCAAUCACCGCCGCCCGCGGUGGAAACACCGUGGUUGUGACCGAGUGCUUGCAAAGGCUUGCAGAGAUUAUUGACGAGGUCGGCACCCUACUGGAACGGAUGUACGAACACUGCGAUCCUUACGUGUUCUACCAUCGCAUCCGGCCCUAUCUCGCCGGGAGUAAGAACAUGGCCGAUGCUGGUCUUCCCAACGGCCUCUUGUAUGACAAUGGAACGGGAAAGAUUGAUUAUCGCCAGUACGGUGGUGGAAGCAACGCACAGAGCUCUCUCAUCCAAUUCUUCGAUAUUGUUCUUGGAAUCGAGCACCGUCCGACCGGGGAGGGUCGCCCAAAGAAGACGGAUGACGAAAAAGAGGGAAUUCCCGGCGCUCCUCGGCACGGGUUCAUUCAGGAAAUGCGGUCAUACAUGCCUGGACCGCACCGUCGGUUCCUGGAACAUGUGAACGCCGUGGCCAACAUCAGAGAGUACGUGGAAGAUCGAGAGUCUGACAAGGCGCUGUGCAUCGCAUACGAUGGAUGUCUCUCUAUGCUGCGAACCCUCCGCGACAAGCACAUCCAGAUGGUAUCACGAUAUAUCAUCAUUCCCUCGCGAGACUCGAAGCCACGAGCCCCGCGGGCGUCCAGCCCGCGACGAAACGCACCGGCUAUGAACCUGGCCAACGCACGGAACGCCAACGGCAAGCUCGAUAGCAAGAAGCUCCGAGGCACAGGAGGAACCGCGCUCAUUCCAUUCUUGAAGCAAGCUCGUGACGAAACGGGCGAGCCAGCCAUUGACGCGUGGGCGCGGCGUCUGUUGAGCGAUCGCCCGGCCGAGACCUUCGCCUCGCUUAGCAAAGUAGGCGAAAACCACGACGGCAAUUUAGAAGUGGUGGGACUGUCAGGGACAUGGACGGCCGCCGACAGUGAAGGAGGCAUAUGUCAUUGGUGA
Molecule: messenger RNA, 1467 nt
Organism: Aspergillus melleus
Lineage: Eukaryota; Fungi; Ascomycota; Eurotiomycetes; Eurotiales; Aspergillaceae
Product: indoleamine 2,3-dioxygenase
Exons: 2
Coding region: 1-1467 (488 amino acids)
Biological process (GO): 'de novo' NAD+ biosynthetic process from L-tryptophan
Cellular component (GO): cytoplasm
Molecular function (GO): heme binding; metal ion binding; indoleamine 2,3-dioxygenase activity
Source: RefSeq, a predicted model, not a curated record